Molecule: messenger RNA, 275 nt
Organism: Paramecium sonneborni
Lineage: Eukaryota; Ciliophora; Oligohymenophorea; Peniculida; Parameciidae
Source: the annotation of a GenBank genome assembly
AUGAAAGCAUAUGAAUAAAUUAGUAUUUUAAAAUUGUAAACUGUUAGUUUGGAAAAAUAAAUUAGAAAAUACUUAACAUCAUAAUAAUUUUAAUGGGAGUUCAAGAUUUUGUGAUCAAAUUAAUAUGUAUUAUUAUUUUAAUAUACAGAUAGUCUUAAAAUGAAAAUAUUUAAUCAUUCUCAUAAUGAAUUAAAUUUUAAUUUAGGGGUUUGACAUCAAAAUGUACUUGUGAAACAAGUUUUGGAAUUGAUAAUUUAGUUAUUUAUUAUAGAUGA